Messenger RNA from Dermacentor silvarum, 797 nucleotides. RefSeq lists its product as uncharacterized. The coding region runs from base 13 to 573 and encodes 186 amino acids. The record is from RefSeq and is a predicted model, not a curated record. The transcript has 2 exons. Lineage: Eukaryota; Metazoa; Arthropoda; Arachnida; Ixodida; Ixodidae.
CCUCCGCCACCGAUGACGCCGCCGCCGCCACCCCCGCGCAUGCCUCCCGUCGAAAAGCCGCCGCGAGGCAAUCACCACCAUCAUCAUCAGUCGUCGGCAGGCCAAGGCGUGCCUCGCUCGCCGCCCGCUGUCAAGCCCUCAGAACCGGAAAGCCCUUCCGAGGAGAAGCGGGAGUCGGGUAGUCCGCCCCCGUCGAUCCUGCUCCAGGGCAAGGAGACUGCGACGGGUCGGUCACGCUCACGGUCGCCGAGGGUGACGAGAAUGUCUUCGUUCUUGCAAGCGAGGAAAGUUCGACACGAGCUCGGGUCCGGCAGGAAAACUCCGUCGCCGCCGCGGUCGAUCGCCACCGACGACGACAACGAUGAGAUCGCUGCCGCCGAGUACAAGCUCGCCAUCGUCAGCACCAAUCGGGCGACGCCGGUCGUGGCUGGCACGUUGCGCAACCAACUCGACAAGGCGGUCCAGGUGCACAUACGCACGCUGGACAAGCGUCUCGUCGCGUGCAGCGUCCUCGCCGGUGUGCUGGCGGUGGCGCUCGUGGCGGUGGUGCUGUUUGCUCUGCUCGACAGGUGAUUUACGAGGACCGCCCGCUCUAUAGAGUGAUGUUCGCUGGAUGCCGGAAGCACUCGCCGACGGCUCGCUCUCUACGCUGCUCGACGGACGAUGCCACACAUAGGGUCGCCUAGAUUAAAAAGUAAUGCCGCGGCCUACCUGACGCGCACUGUAUAGGUGCCCGCUCUGCUAUUGAGUGUGGGAGCGGCCUGCGCGCUAUUCUUCAGUUGGGCCUAGCGCUGCUA